Messenger RNA from Herpailurus yagouaroundi (jaguarundi), 1611 nucleotides. RefSeq names its product L-threonine 3-dehydrogenase, mitochondrial. The record is from RefSeq and is a predicted model, not a curated record. Gene Ontology annotation, molecular function: L-threonine 3-dehydrogenase activity. Gene Ontology annotation, biological process: L-threonine catabolic process. The transcript has 9 exons. Bases 117 to 1238 code for a protein of 373 amino acids. NCBI's taxonomy places the organism in Eukaryota, Metazoa, Chordata, Mammalia, Carnivora, Felidae.
AAGGCGCUCGGGUUUCCGCUCGCGGCGCUAGGAUCUCGGGCCACGUGCUGCUGCAGCGUGGGCUCUCGCAGCUCAGCAUCUCUGGGAGGCUCAUUCGGAAGGGUAUUUGAAGAGCGAUGCCGGUCGCCAGGAUGCUGCGGCAGGUUGUGGGCCAGAUGCCGGGGAGACCAGCCUGUGGCUGCUGGACCUCUGCCCCGCUGGCCCGGUUUCUGGGCACCUCCCCUCGGCAAAUUCCAGCAGAUGCCAACUUCUACUCUUCCUCUUUCUCUGGAACAGACCAGCCACGCGUCUUAAUUACAGGGGGUCUUGGCCAGCUUGGAGUGGGGCUUGCUAACUUUUUGAGGAAACGCUUUGGGAAGGACAAUGUGAUUUUGUCCGACAUAAGGAAACCACCUGAUCACAUCUUCCACGGUGGCCCAUUUAUUUAUUCUGACAUUCUGGAUUACAAGAAUCUUCGGGAGAUCGUGGUAAACAACCGCAUUACCUGGUUGUUUCAUUAUAGCGCUUUGCUCAGUGCCAUUGGAGAAGCAAAUGUGUCCUUGGCCAGAGCCGUAAAUAUCACUGGAUUGCAUAACGUCCUGGAUGUUGCAGCAGAGCACAAUUUGCGAUUGUUUGUGCCUAGCACAAUCGGAGCUUUUGGACCUACUUCUCCCCGGAAUCCAACUCCCGAUAUCUGUAUUCAGAGGCCCAGGACUAUCUACGGGGUGUCCAAGGUCCAUGCGGAGCUCAUGGGAGAAUAUUAUCAUUACCGGUAUGGGUUAGAUUUCCGAUGCCUGAGAUACCCUGGAAUCAUCUCCGCGGACUCCCAGCCUGGUGGAGGAACAACUGACUAUGCAGUCCAGAUCUUCCACGAUGCUGUAAAGAAUGGCAAAUUUGAGUGCAACCUGAAAUCCAGCACGCGGCUCCCAAUGAUGUAUAUUGAUGACUGCCUCAGGGCCACCCUGGAAGUCAUGGAGGCCCCGGCAGAGUCCCUGUCCAUGAGGACCUACAAUGUCAAUGCCAUGAGUUUCACCCCUGAGGACCUGGCCCAGGAGCUUCUCAAGCACAUACCAGAAUUCCAGAUCACAUACAAUGUGGAUUCUGUUCGACAGGCCAUAGCGGAUAGUUGGCCGAUGAAUUUUGAUGACAGCAAUGCUCGGAAAGACUGGGGGUGGAAACACGACUUUGAUCUUCCAGAGCUGGUGACGACAAUGUUGAACUUCCAUGGCUCUGAUACCAGAGUUGCCCAAGCUAACUGAGAGAAUCAUAAGGGAGGACUCCUGUAUCCUGGACAGCUGUCAAGGGAAAACCAUAAUGACCCCAAGGUUAUAUACCCCAAGGAACCUCGAUUAUCAGGAGUGCAAGGACUAAUUGGAGGAAAUUUUGGCAGCUCAUAUUGAAUUGCCAGAUUGGAGAAUCAAGUUGGCUUUUGCAUUUUCAAAGUGCUAUAGGUUUGGUGGUAGGAGUUCUCAAUCUUUGCUGUUUGCCUAAACUUGCCCAAACACGCAUAUCACAGAAUGAAGUCUUAAGUCAUAAUAGUUUCCAUUUAGGUUAAUUAAGAUGAAGUGACCAUUUUGGGGAAGGUGGAAGUAUGUGAUGUUUGUCUUUAAUUAAAUUUAAUUUUCGUAUCAC